Molecule: messenger RNA, 3214 nt
Organism: Cladophialophora immunda
Lineage: Eukaryota; Fungi; Ascomycota; Eurotiomycetes; Chaetothyriales; Herpotrichiellaceae
Exons: 1
Coding region: 326-3118 (930 amino acids)
Biological process (GO): positive regulation of DNA-templated transcription
Cellular component (GO): mediator complex
Source: RefSeq, a predicted model, not a curated record
CCACCAUUGGCACUUCCCACUCACUAUGUGCGCCGCAGACGCCAGGAGACCGGUUUCAGCCUUUCGCGUGGGAAAAAGACCCUCGCCUUCAACUCACCUCACUCGGCACAAGAUCUCAGUUCAGCUCUUUUGAAUCUUCUGAAUUGUGUCUAAUCGGGGUAACCAGACCUGACGCUCUAAGCCAGGUGUGCUUCAGUUCGUCCUCCAAUCUCUGGCUCGCCAAAGAGGCGGUGACCUCUUCUGGCCAGACAAUUACUUGUCAAUGGAGGAGCGAUGAAAUGAAUAUGCGCAAGUGUAUAUCAAUAUCACAAAGUUGUUGAGCCAGAUGGAUCAAGAUCAGCCAGACGAUUUUGCGUCUGAAUCUUUCUUCGACCAGAAUUCGUUGCAGCAGCAAAUUCAACAAAUCGAUGCGACCGCCGAUCUCAACGCUAUCUCAAAUGUUGUCCUCCCUCCAAACCCAGCUGUCAUCGACAAGCUCUCCCGCCGAUGGUAUUGUGGGUGUCUGGAGCGUAUAGCAUGGUCGAGACAUGGCCACCUUGCCAGCAUAUCCGAUGACGGGUCCACCGUAUAUCUGGAAUGCAUUCGUUACAACUACGAGACGAAAUCCUGGGGUCUCCACGAAAGGCACUCCUUAACUACCCUCUUCGAAGACGCCACCAGCCUGGCUUGGAGUCCAAAUGGAGGUGAACUUGCCGUGGUCGAUGUCAAGGGACGGAUAUGGAUUUAUCACAACUCUCUCCUCGCCGUCAAUCGGUUAAUUCUUGCUCGCCAAGGUGCUCUGGACGAGGGCAAUGAGUAUUCCCAGCCGGUUGGAAUGGCAUGGCUAAAUCAGGAUCGACAAGAAAGACCAAGAAAUGUCGUUAUCAAUGCAUUCAAAGGUGACGCCCGGUGGCAGCACGCCAAUGCAAGGGCCAAACCACUCGGUCCCUAUUGGCACCGGGCCGUUGCAAUCGUUCACCGCAAUGGCCUCUUCACACUUUGCUUCCAAAGGGCAGAUGGCCAGUAUUCCAAGGUCACCAUGCAGCUGUCUCCGCCAGACGAUAUUCUUUACAGUCACGCCAGCUUCGCCCCGACCGUCGAAGGAAAGAUGUUGAUCACUCUGCACUCCUUCAAAAAGGUCAUCUCGGUCUACUUCCUCUCUAUAGAUUGGAAUGAAGUCAAGCAGGCCAUUGAAGGUUUGCCAGUCUUGACUCUCGAAUCUAUUUCAAGCAAUGUCUCGUCGCAGCCCUCUGGCUCUCCUACUCUUCCUGACACCUACGACCCCGAUUCAUGGUUACUUAGCCAUCUAGAAGUUGUGCGCACUUCGGACGUCGAGAAAGCGGUGCAGAUUCCACCCACGAUUCUCGCGGUCUCUUCUGGUGUCAAUAGAACAGUCAACAUACCAGACUCGGGCUUUCUAGUGUCGAGCAUGAUCAAGAGGUGGUCGGUUACUCCUGUUGAACAGAAGUUGCACCCACUUUUUGAUGCCCUGCCAUCGACAGGCCUUGGGGCAACAACGCCAAAGCCCUCCUAUACCCUUCAGAGGCAACCAGACAAAGAGGAACAGGUCAUCACGACGAUCCACCAUGUGGAUGGUGUCCAAGCGCUUGUGGUCACAACUCAGGAAAAUCGCACUGACUUCUUAAGCUCAGAGGACUUAUCGCCUAUGUCAUACACCGCGUUAGUGCAGGAGACUACAUCUAUGUCUCAAUCUGGAUUUGCAUUUCCUUACGCUCAGGUUAUUCUCACGCCGGCUUUCUCCCCAAAUGCGUGUGUGAGGGCAGACCUAACACCGGACGGAAAAACACAACUUAUGGCCAUGGAAUACCAGUUAGGACAGCCUCAGUCUCUGCAGCCGCUAGAUCCAAAUGUUGAUGUGGCCAUUGCGUCCUUGAAUCUCACCUUCGCACGAGCAUGCUGGUCGAAUGCUACCAUCGACGACAUCCUGAUGUGCGUCUCCCAGUCCAUUCCGACCGAACUCAUCCCCACAGUGAUUUCAACCGUCUAUCGCACGCUCUUUCGCGACAAUGACUUUGUAAAUGAAAAGACUGAAGGCUCGGAACUCGAAAAAUUUAUCCACAAGACGGUGAUAGGAAGAGUUCUGUCUUACCACGCAAGUCUCGCGGCGAACUGUUCUCAACUCCCCUCUAUCGCCUCCACUGAUCGGAGACAUGGCUGUUGGUCACUCAGCGCACAGUGGGCUUGGUUGGUGAACAACAUCCGACAGACGGCAACUCUACUUUUCAUGGCCAUGAGGGAUGUGCAGAAUAUUCAACUCGUCAUGAGUCAAGACUUGACGGAUCUGCUCUGCGCCAAUCUGCGGUGGGGUUUGUCGCUUAUGAGAUUUAUCAUUAGCACGAUUCUGGAAGUCGGCGAUCGGGAGACGAACCCUGAGAUGUUUGAUGAGAAAGACCCCGGCAGAGCGGGUGACUCUCUGGGCGAUGGCAGCCAGGGCCUGGUCGCGCUGCUGCUGAAUUGUCACCCUUCGCGCAUCUUUCUAAUCGCAUUCGUAAGAGCUGUCAGGGCGUAUGCGAAGAACACGGAACCAAAAUCCAAUCACCACUUCCAGGUCCUGCAAUGCAUUCAACAGCAGACGUCGGGGAAAGGUCUGUCUUUUCAAGCCAUGGAGGCACUCCUCGAAUACAGAUGGUCCGCGGUCGGUGACGUGGACAGGGACAUGGCCGCCACAGCUGUACGCCAGCUCGAGAUGAUGGCUACGGGGAUUGUGCAUGAAUCGUACCAAGGCACGAUCAAGGUGCUGCUUAACACGCUAUUCAACAGCGCCCAGGGACUUCGAGCCAAGAUGUUGAUCGAUCGAGUCAAGCUGUUCGUUGACCAUGUCGAUCUAGAAUACAUCUUCUUGAAUAACGACAUCCUAGGCCGGCGGGACAGUGAUGGAGAUCCCGGUAAGAAAGAGCUCGUCUACGAUGUGCACCGAAAGAGACCGAUCCUAAAGGGCGUAGCAGAGCCCAACGGGUCAGCGCAACUGAUGAUCAGGAAAUGCUUGAGAUGUGGGAGCUAUAGUGAGGACGUCAAUGUGCCACCUAAGGAGUGGCCUCGGCAGGUUGCUAUGCUACUCAUGAGAUGUGUAUGCGAUGGAAGUUGGGUGCUAAAGCCUUGGGAUUCGGUUCACAAAUGAAGCGCAAAAGUUUGCAGUGCAAACUUUUGAAGAGUUGCGCGGCCCGACGUGCUCGGUCGGACACCAAUGACGCCGUAUCGAAGUGCUUUGUAACCG